Elaeis guineensis (African oil palm) is the source of this 2201-nucleotide messenger RNA. RefSeq names its product L-type lectin-domain containing receptor kinase IX.1-like. Gene Ontology annotation, molecular function: carbohydrate binding; protein kinase activity; ATP binding. The record is from RefSeq and is a predicted model, not a curated record. NCBI's taxonomy places the organism in Eukaryota, Viridiplantae, Streptophyta, Magnoliopsida, Arecales, Arecaceae. Gene Ontology annotation, biological process: protein phosphorylation.
GCACAAGCAUGGCUCUGUCCAACUCUAGAACUCUUCUUCCCACUCUCCAAAUCUUGGUUUUCCUCUUCCAAUUCUCAUUCAUCCUAAUCCCCCUUGCCAGCCCACUCUCCUUCAACUUCUCUGGUAGUUCUCUGGACAAACCAAACCUACGUUACCAGGCCGAUGCCUUCUUCGAUGGCACCGUCAUCCAGCUCACUAAGAACCAAGCCGACUCUUCCCCUUCCUCCCUUCAAAGGAGUGUAGGCAGAGUCACAUAUCCUGACCCAGUCCUCUUCCAUGACAACACCUCAGUCAUCAACUUUUCUACGUGUUUCUCCUUCAAGAUGGGCGACUUCAGCAGUAGUGCAAGUGCCGAUGGGCUCGCCUUCUUCCUCUCGCCGUAUCCUUCUGAGAUCCCGGAGAAUUCAUAUGGUGGGACUCUUGGUCUGUUUAGUACUUUUGGUGCCAACAAAACCAGAAACAAUACAAUUGUGGCCAUCGAGUUUGAUAGCUUCAAAAACGUUGAAUACGACGAUUCAAGCUCCAAUCAUGUGGGAAUCGACGUCCACACCAUCUUUUCCGUGGCGCAUGUGGACUUGCAAGCUAGCAUCAGACAGCAUGUCUUUGAUGCAUGCGUUUGCUACACUGCUAGUACUAAAAAUUUGAGUGUCUCUCUUCGAAAUACCUCAGAUGCUACGAGGUAUUGGAGCAUCUCUCAUGUUGUUGACUUGAGGGAGGUCUUGCCUGAUAAAGGAGUCAUUGGCUUCUCAGCUGCAACAGGUAACAAGAUCGAGUCCCAUCGCAUUCGAUCGUGGAAUUUCUCUUCCACGGAUUUGGAUCAAACCAACUUGAGUCAUUCAAACUAUAAAGCCUUGGCGUCCGCCAUUGGCGCUGGGGUCGUGGCAUGUGGGUUUGGUUUUGUAUGUGUUUUCAGAUAUCGUCAAUGUAAAAAGGGCAGCUCAGCGACGGAACAAGUAGUGGAGAUGACCAUCGAUUCAUUGAUCAAUGAUGCAUUUGAGAGAAGUGGCGGACCAAGGAGAAUUCCUUACAGUGUACUUGUGACUGCAACCAAAAAUUUUACAGAGGAGGGGAAGCUUGGGGAGGGAGGAUUCGGGGGCGUCUACAAGGGAGCAUUGCGUGGCUCGAAUCUCGAAGUGGCCGUCAAAAGGAUAUCCAGAGGUUCCAAGCAAGGGACCAAAGAAUACUUAUCAGAAGUCACCAUCAUAAGUCGGCUAAGGCAUCGCAAUCUUGUGCAGCUGGUUGGCUACUGUCAUGAAAAGAAUGACCUGCUGCUUGUCUACGAGUACAUGCCCAACCAAAGCCUUGAUUACCAUCUACGCCACAAGGAGAACUUGCUUGCAUGGCCAGAGAGGUAUAAGAUUGCUUUGGGAUUGGCCUCCGCGUUGCUCUAUCUUCAUGAGGAGUGGGAGCAGUGCGUCGUCCACAGAGAUGUGAAGCCAAGCAACGUGAUGCUGGAUGCAGAAUUCAACGCUAAACUCGGCGAUUUUGGUUUGGCAAAGCUUGUGGAUCAUGAUGGCGACUCCACAACCACAGUGUUGGCAGGGACCCGGGGAUACAUGGCACCUGAAUAUGCCUUUACAGGUAAAGCUUGCAAAGAGUCCGAUGUCUAUAGCUUUGGAGUAGUAAUAUUAGAAAUUGCAAGUGGUAGAAAGCCAAUUGCAUUAAAGUAUGGUGAAAUGAAUUUGGUUGAGUGGAUUUGGAAGCUUUAUGGGAUAAGAAUGCAUCUAAAUGCAGCAGAUGAAAGGUUAAAAAUGGAGUUUGAUGAGCAACAAAUGGAGUGCUUGCUAAUUGUUGGGCUAUGGUGCACUUACCCACAUUACGAACUAAGGCCAUCAAUAAGGCAAGCUAUUAAUGUUCUGAAAUUUGAUGCUCCACUACCGAUUUUGUCACCUAAUGUGCCUCUUCCAACUUUUUUUCAUCCUCCUCAAGUUGAUGUCUCUAAUCUUUAUAGUAGCCACCCUAAUAUUCCAAGCUCAUCAAUCGAGUCACAAAGCUGAAGGGUGGUAGUAUUGUGGCAAGUGAUUUUGAUACUAAUGCUAUGUCGCAUAUUAGAUUUGCAAGUUACAUUUCAGUCUUAUAGUUUGGAGUCCUAUAUAUGUUAAGCUUGUGGAUUCUAGAUGUUUAUGUCAUUUGUGAUCUUCUCCCCUUCUGGUUGUAAUUGUAAAAGGAUUUGAUUAAAAAUUGAUGCUUUUGGGUUGAUA